Molecule: messenger RNA, 3268 nt
Organism: Ectocarpus sp. CCAP 1310/34
Lineage: Eukaryota; Phaeophyceae; Ectocarpales; Ectocarpaceae
Source: the annotation of a GenBank genome assembly
GUCAAUACACAUGCAAUAGCUGGUGCGACGAUCCUUGAGAGAGUGAGAAAGGCAACACAACACGCACGCAUCCAUCAUGGGAAACAAGGCUUCAGUUCUGUUCGGCACUGGUCCUCAGAACAUCAUGUCUGACACGGAAGAAGGUCCUUCGGACGAGACGGCGAUGGGCGGGAGCAAGAGCACCAGGCCCGCGGCUAUGACGGCGGAGGAACAGGCGGAGCAGACCCGAUACUCGGAGCUGUUCGGCGGCAAGCCUAAGGCCAAGCCUAAGGCCAAGGCGGGGGGGGGAGCUUCCGAGGGCCGUUCCGCGCGAAGCACAACCGCCCUUGCCAAGAGACAACCCGUGGUCACGAGGCAAACGAAGAAGCAGCGCUCCAACAACGGCACCUCAGCCGCCGGAGCAGCAGCAGCAGCCACGGAAAGCGGCGGCGUUACCCGCGCCCCGGAGGGCGAACACGACCUCUACGCGUCGGGGGACGAAGGGCGGCGGGCGGGCGGGGACUCUGACCCGGGGUCUCCGUACCGGGGCAAGGCGGCCUGGGCGGUGGGGACGCCCGCGGCGGCGGGGGGCAAGGGCAAGGGAGACAAAGAAUGUGCGCCGACAGCGACCAAGGAGGAACGCCAGAAGAAGCUUGCGGCAGCCAUCUCGGCGAAGAUCACAUACCUGGAGAAGGGCGCAGGCGACGGAGGAGGCCGAGGAGUCCCGGUGGGGCAGGAGCACGGCACCCGGGAGCCGGUGGCCGCCGUUGCCGGGGGCGCGACCGACGCCGCGCGGGCGCGGGCCGCGGUAACCAACGCUUUGUUCGCGGGCGCAGAGCCGACGGGGAGGCCGUCAAAGGAGCUGUUGGUGAGCGUCGGCGGCGGAGGGGUCCUGCUGGACGGCAACAACCACGGAGCCGCCGGGGGAGCGAGCGGGGCGGCGGCGGCGGUGGCGUCCGGCGUGACGGGAAGGAACACCAGCCCCAGGCCAGCACCGCAGCGCAACUACAAGCUCAAGAUCUGAAGCAAGUGGUAUCUUGGAAGUUGUUGCGGCAGCUCAGGAGGUGGAUGCACGUGCUUAGCUUGCAAGAAGGGGACCAGGGUGCGGAGGGUAAAUGGUACAGGGGUUUACGAUGGGCUACCGGAAGGGUUUGUGCCAAAUGCCUAAGGAAGGCAAGCUCGUUUCCCGUCAGUGGCAGAAGAUCCAGGCACCGAGGGGGCUGGGAAGUGCGGCGGAAAUUGGAUUUGGUCGUUCCUCGCCGUUUCGUUUUUUACCUUGUUUGUGGUUCGUGGAUGUACAUUGUGCAGAUAUGCAUAGCUGGGUUCGAGCCAUACCACAGGUGUGUGUGUGUGUGUGUGUGUGUGUGUGUGUGUGUGUGUGAGUUGCAUGAAGUGUGACCAUGAGUUGGCGUCUCUUUCAUUUUCGUGGGGGGGGAAGGGGAGGAGGUGAAGUUUGCCCGGCCCUUGAGACCGCUGGGUGGAAACCGUUGGGACCGGUGUAGACAAGGGCAAGAGAAUAUGGCGUCUACCCUCCGGCGAUUCCACCGCUUGUUUGUCCGGCGUCGUUAUUUCUGUGAGGCCGGGUUGGAACAGACUCGCAACAGCGUGGAAAAUGGCCGUACCGGAGGCGGGGAUAUGACUGCGUCAUUUCUUACAAGGUACACGGGGGCGAUCGAUUUUCUGACUCACGGCGGAUGCACCAAGGUAGCUAAGCGUCCAAGUGAGAGAGAACCGUGCCACGCGGGGUCUCUAGCCUCUUGCUCUGUUGUUGUGUGUAUGUGAUGGGUCUGGUGGGGUGGAUAGGAUGGGGUGGGAUGGGACGGCACGGAGCGGGCGGAACGGAUGGGAUAGGAUGGAAUGGGACACGGAACGCCAUCAGUGGCAGAGUUGGAGGAGGAGGUACUCUGUGGCAGCGCUAGUCCCGGGGUAUGAAAGCGUGCGUAGUCGAUCAUUGAACCCCGGUGGCUUACCUGUGUUGCGAAUCGCGCAUCGUGUGUGUUGGCAUGUGGAACGCCGGCUGGGUGGGCGGGGGGGAGGGGAGAAGGGUGACCGUCGAUCCGGCCUUUGUGUGCGGUGGAAUCAGAGACGGGCUGACGGCUGCCUCGUGCACUGAAGCGGAACACUGGUCUGUAGCUAGUGGUCGUUGUCCCUUGUUGCGUUUCGUUCACGGGCCACGUGCUUUUUUGGUAGUACUGCCGCACGCCCACCUCGCACCUCUACCACCAGCAGGCGGAGCACUUGAGGAGUUGACAGAUCAGGGAAGUGAGAGCGAAGGGGGAGUUGCCGGUGCCGGGUGAAAAAGGUGUAUCUAUUUAACACAGAGGUGCGCACUAAAGGUGUAUUUCAAAAAGGUGCGGUACAAGGGUUGUGCGCACCGGUGUAAGCACACGGGUGUGGCACAGAGGUGCAGCACAACGAAGGCAUAGCUCUCUACGUCCACAGUGCAGCAACUGCCAUGGUUUCGCUGGGACAAGCCCCUCGUGCUGGCGAUGGGGCACGAAAGGUGAACCGAAAGUCGAUCUACGCAUCUCGCCGAGUUUGGAGAAGUUUCAUUCCUCUUGGGGAUGGAAGUUGCCUCAGAUUGAUGCGGGUGGAGGGGAUGGUCACAACAGGGGUGGUGCUUUUUAUGCAAACAACGUGGGUGGUUGACUGACGCGAUAGAGUUUUGAGAUAAUCUGGCCGUCAUAAUCACCAUUGUGUGGUCUCAGACUCUCGGAGCUAGCAUUUUGAGCUGGUCGCGAAAGUGCGUAAAUGUCUACGCGGAAGAUUAUAGCUAGUAGUGCUCUGUGUUCAAGAGUUAGACUGAAGAAUGCUGCUGUUGCUGCAAGUACUAAAGAAUUGAGAGGAAGAGGAAUACUCACUGGAAUACUCACUGAGUAAAAGGAGUACUGGUGUCACGGCAUAUUGUGAAUAUUGGCAAGUAUGAACGCUUCAGGUUCGGAGUAAAUGUCUCGUGGAGUCAGACAAAUACGUGCAUACGCAAGAGAUGGGAGCCCGGUCAGGUGCACCAUGGAUUCAUUCAGACAUGGUUGCCAAGCUCCUACCUGGUGUUGGUUGGAUUCAUGCGUUAGUGAGAUAUGAUCGUUGUGCAUUCAUUUUCGUUGUCUUUAGUCGAGCGACUUGUUGCCGCAACCACCACCGCUGCUACUGUAGAUGUCGAAUAUAAGUAGCACACUUUCGCCUUCGUGUGAAGUGACGCGGUUGCAAUUGCAACGCAUGGCGGUUUCGCGCACAUACAAUGACCCGGUCGCCCCGGUGGUCUACUGGGUAGCCUCACAGCCUGCUAAGG